This is a messenger RNA of Meleagris gallopavo (turkey), 2564 nucleotides long. The record is from RefSeq and is a predicted model, not a curated record. NCBI's taxonomy places the organism in Eukaryota, Metazoa, Chordata, Aves, Galliformes, Phasianidae.
AUGUACUGUGAUGGGACCUCAUCUAGCACCAAACGAGCUGGCUUGGGAGGUGAAGUCACCAAGCCCAGGUUUGCUCAGUAUUUCCACGGCAGCCUAGCCAGUCUUACUAUCCGUCCUGGAAAAAUUGAGAGUCAGAAAGUGAUUUCCUGUUUGCAGGCCUGCAAGGAAGGUCUGGAUAUUAAUUCACUUGAGAGUCUUGGCCAAGGAGUGAAGUAUCACUUCAACCCUUCCCAGUCAGUCCUUGUCAUGGAAGGAGAUGACAUUGAGAAUAUAAAUCGAGCUCUCCGAAAGGUCUCUUACAUCAACUCUAGACAAUUUCCUACUGCAGGCGUACGACGUCUCAAAGUCUCAUCUAAAGUCCAAUGUUUUGGUGAAGAUGUCUGCAUUAAUAUCCCAGAUAUCGAUGCAUAUGUAAUGGUGCUUCAGGCCAAUGAGCCCAAGAUUACAAUAAGUGGGAUGGACCACUUUUCUAGACCAGCUGCACAAUUUGAAAGUGAAAGAGGUGUCAUUCUGCUGCCUGACAUCAGGAUUGUCAGCACCGUCACAAAAAUGGAGCAUUCAAAAAAAAAUGAUGGAGCCAAUAAGUCAGUGGUCUUGGAAGAAAUGCUCCACAACUUGGAUUUCUGUGAUGUUUUGGUCAGUGGUGCGGAACUAGAUCCUGAACAGGAGUGUUUAGAGUUAGAUCGUACUGAACUUCAAGGAAAACAUCUAGAUGCCACCAAUUCCACAGCAGGAUAUUCAAUCUAUGGUGUGGACACCAUGCACAACUAUGAACAGGUUCUUCAGCAGAUUCGAUACCGUAACUGGAACACUUCUGCCACCUUUGAAAGAAAGUUCAGAAUCAAGUGCUCUGAGCUGAAUGGGCAUUACACCAGCAAUGAGUUUAACCUGGAGGUUAAUAUUCUACACAGCACCAACUCCAACUAUAUGGACCAUGUAAACCAUGUGAUAGUACAGCCACACUUUCUUCAGUCAGUCCACCAUCCAGAGGAAAGCAUAAGUACUGUUCACAGCUCAGUUGUUCCAAGUGUGGCUACUGUCGUAAUUGUGAUCUGUGUGAGUGUGCUCAUUUUCAUCACAGCUGUGGGAGUCCACAGAAUUCGGGCAGCCCAGCAGCACAGCUCUACAGACAGUGAAAGCAGUAAGGAAAAUGAAAUGGAUUGGGACGAUUCUGCUCUGACUAUUACUGUCAACCCCAUGGAGAAAUAUGAAAAGCCUCACCGGGCAGAAGAGGAGAGUGAAGAGGAAGAAGAUGAAGAGGAAGAUACGACCAGUGCUGAAUCGGAUGAAAGUGAAGAGGAGGAGGAUGAGGAGGAUGAGGAGGAAGCGACUGUCCAAAAGAGAGGCAAGCAGAAUCUCACUAGGCAAGAGCAGUUGGAGUGGGAUGAUUCAACACUGCCAUACUAACAGCCCUCGAGCCACAUUGCUCCUUUUGUAACCACCAAUACAAUGUUUUUUUCAGUCUAUGAAUUCAUUGACAGGUUUUGAACUGCUUGCCUGUAACUGUUUUGCCUAAAAUAAUCUUGUUGUAGUAAUUGAUAAUGAUAGAACUGACCCUUUUCCUAUAAAGGCUGGAGAACACAUGGUACAAUCAUACUGGCAUUGCCAGUUCUAAAGUAAUCUAGAACUUAAUCUGAUAGCAAGCAUAGGGUUCAAUUUCCUCUUUUUGUACCUCAAGUCUGUGACAAAAGUGUUGUCACUCAGUCCACAGUUUUUUUGUCUUUGCUAUUUUUUCCAUACAGGAGAGAUUUCAGCUUGUUAUGAAGAAUUACCUGUGUGGCUCCAAAAUAAUGUAGCUGCUGCCCUUUGGCUUCACACAUUUACAGGUGUAACAUAAUAUAAUCCCACUUCAAAUUAGCAGAGUUUUAGUGCUACAGGUGACAGAGACUAAAUUCCAUUCAUUGUCUCUUCCUGCCUUCUUGGAUAUUAUCUUCUACAAGGGAAUAUAUUUGAGAUGCAUGUAUGCCUGUGUAGAAAUGGACGGUGUAUUUUUCAAGAAUGCUGUCUGAACCAUGAAGAGAGGGAUUUUAUCCAACCCAUGCAUAGAAGCUGAAGAAGGUGAAUGCUGAAGGUUACCAGGGGAAAAAAAAAUAAAUCUUUCUAUGUCCACAAAUAAAAUGAUCUUAAACAGAAAAUUCUAAUUGAAUUGAUAUACUGAAAACCUGUACAGCUACUCAUUAGUUAUGGAUUGAACAAUCUGCAGCAAAUCGAUGCUUUAACCAUCUUGUAAAAUCAUUAGCUUGCUGCAGUACCUUACUGAAAUAGUGGAAAAUAAGCGAUUUCAUUAUACCAUGGAUAUGUACAAUUGGGAUUUAAACAGUGAUUUUUUAAUGAGGAAAAUGUUCCCUUCUGCUUUGUUGAGUGCCAGCAGCAAUUCCUGUCUGGCUUUAUUCUAUAGAAAAGUAUGCCGUUACCCCACCCUGAGUGACACAUCAGAAAGUGACAACACACCUGUCAGCCCACUGUUGGGCUCAUAAUUCUCCCUUAUUUCUUCUUCCUGAAGCCAUUAUUGUUAAGAAAAGGUUUUAUAAAAUAGAACUAGGAUAACUAAAACCUACCUGGAA